ACCAGCAGUGCACACGUCAUAAGAUCUGUGUUUUAGCGACCUAAUAUCGCAUUGAUCUUUCGAACAGACUGGCAUCCCAACAAUUUGCAGCUUUGCGGAAUUAUUCAUGGUAGACAGUGAAAAUUACGAUCGCCCGUUGGCGCAGUAUAUUCCUUGUCCAACUUCGGACAACGGAAUGGCAGCAAAAGCUUGCCAGUCGGAAGGUGCGUCGACGGCAAGCGCUUGUGAGCCAGCAAAAUCCGACGCUGAAAAUGCGUUACAACGAAUCCAUUUCAAUCGGCGCUACUUUAGAAGCAUCGGGGGCACCAUGACCGUUACAGCCGCUGUCUGCGGAAUGAUUGCAACACUGCUGUACGAGUUGGGACUUGAUCGACAUUAUUAUUGGCCAUGGGAUAGGAAUCGUUGGGAAUUGUACGAGUAUGCUGUCCUUGCAUCAUGGCUGUAUUUAGCAGUUUUCGUCGUAUUCGUCGGAUUUUCCGCACAUAAAAAGCUUCGGAUCGGCGAAUCAACCAUGGAUUUCAUUGUGGCUGGACAGUCUAUUUUGAUGUUUCUGCUAAUAUGUCCUUUACCAACUUUGGCGACUUGCUUGGCUAUAAAAGGGGGGUACACAUACGGGAACAAUAACGCGGCAUCGGUGGCCAGCUAUGCUUUUGCAUUCCUGGAAAGCAUCGCUUUGUUUGUCACUGCCGCCGUCACCUAUCUUCACCUCAUAAAACAGUAUCACGCUCCAGCUUUUGAUUGAAAAGCAGAUCGAGAUCUGACAUGGCUCCUGCACACUUGGCUGAUCAAAAUAAUCGUAGUCAAGCAACAAUGAAUUUGGCUAGUCUUAACGUUAUCGAUUACUAUGUGUGGAUAUUGCAAAUCAGUAUUUAAGUUAUAAUCUGAAAAUUGCCUUGAUGUACAUGCUGUUAUAAACACCUUUUCAGUAUACAGUUUCCUGUCUAUGCUUGUCGGUAUUACUACGGUAUGCAAAUACGUAGCUCACUCGCCGACGUUGCCGUCAUGACACUUUACUGUUAGUUCGUCUUUUUGAUUCUGCUCAUCGCUUUGAAAGUGCGCAUAUACAUUUUGUGCUGGCACCACGAGAGAACUUGCUCGCAUUUUUUUGAAACAUAUUAUGCCGAGCGGCGUUCUGUAACACCAGUGUGGACUGGAUACGGUUAAGCGGUUAACCAGUGUGGAUUAAUACGAUUUGGAUACGGUUAAGUGUGAUCUGAAUUAAAACA
This is a messenger RNA of Paramacrobiotus metropolitanus, 1226 nucleotides long. RefSeq lists its product as uncharacterized. The record is from RefSeq and is a predicted model, not a curated record. Lineage: Eukaryota; Metazoa; Tardigrada; Eutardigrada; Parachela; Macrobiotidae. The transcript has 4 exons. Bases 107 to 742 code for a protein of 211 amino acids.